GAAAGCAUUUAUGAACUAACCACCGCAAUUAUUGAUGUACCGAUGGUUACUGCAUACCUACAGGAAUUGAAGAAUUUCGUAGAUCCUUACACCAACACGCAACCUGAGGCCAUUACAAUUCGAGACACCAUCGAUGCAUGUCUGGCUGACCUGCAAGAAGCGGACUCUCUGAGUAGUCAUGCUUUGCAACUGGCCAGCUUAUUUACGGAACUGCAAAAGUACCAAGUACUAUCUCCGCAACUACAAAACAUAAGCGACACACUACAAUCGGUAAUCCAGAUACUAUGUAUCAGUUGGGGCAUAUAUAUGAACCUGUUGUGAAAUGCAUUAAAAUAUAUGAAGAUGCUAACAUGGAUUAACUAUACGAAUUUACGAAGUCGAGGCUUGGCAAGCGUAUGCACUUCAAUCGGGGUAGGUUUCCUAAUUUUACUGGCAGACAGAUAAAUAUUACUAACUUUCCCACGAAGCAUUAGCUGAAUGUCG
Molecule: messenger RNA, 483 nt
Organism: Dicrocoelium dendriticum
Lineage: Eukaryota; Metazoa; Platyhelminthes; Trematoda; Plagiorchiida; Dicrocoeliidae
Source: the annotation of a GenBank genome assembly